UUUUUUUGUGUGCCAAAAUUUAUUAUCUCUACCUCCCUUAUUGAAGAGUACAUCUUCCUAACCUAAGGCCACUAAUAGAGUUACGAUUACAAGUUUCCAUCUCCUAAAGUCACCCAAGAUGAGGUUCUUCUUGUCUCAAGAUAACAUGGCCCCCCAUACAAUAUCCCUCACUUAAGACAAAAGUUACUGUAAACACACUAUGAAGAAAAAGCAGGAGCCUCAUCAAGAUGAACAACAUGAUGUUGAAAUCCUCAAGGCUGUGGCACAAGCCUGGCAUGGCCAUUCCAGCAGCCGUGGAACCACUGCUGAAUUCGACGCCCACCGCCACAAUUUCAAGAAUAAGCCAUCAAGAUUCAAGCUUGAAGCUAUAAACAAGGCAACCUCCAGGGAAUAUGAUGGCACAAUUAGUAGAUGGGAUUUCAGCCAGUCUCUUUGGGAUUCUUAUGAGAUACUCAAUGUGUCCAAAAAGUUAGAAACUGGGCUAAUGCUGGACCAUCCAUUGGAUGGGUCAAUCCAAAUUGGGCAGAAGCGGAAAGAGAGUAAGAAUAGCUUAAGAAAAUUACUCAAUAAGGUGUCUUCAAGAAGAUAUAAUGAGGCUGAAUCAACACUAGAUAAGGAUGGCUAAUUUCAAGUAGUAAUAUGUAAAAUUUGGUUUCAUUUU
This is a messenger RNA of Solanum verrucosum, 661 nucleotides long. RefSeq lists its product as uncharacterized. NCBI's taxonomy places the organism in Eukaryota, Viridiplantae, Streptophyta, Magnoliopsida, Solanales, Solanaceae. The transcript has a single exon. The record is from RefSeq and is a predicted model, not a curated record. The coding region runs from base 200 to 625 and encodes 141 amino acids.